Vigna angularis (adzuki bean) is the source of this 1265-nucleotide messenger RNA. Its product is annotated as GDSL esterase/lipase EXL3-like. The record is from RefSeq and is a predicted model, not a curated record. Gene Ontology annotation, biological process: lipid metabolic process. Gene Ontology annotation, molecular function: lipase activity. Gene Ontology annotation, cellular component: extracellular region. The coding region runs from base 23 to 1111 and encodes 362 amino acids. NCBI's taxonomy places the organism in Eukaryota, Viridiplantae, Streptophyta, Magnoliopsida, Fabales, Fabaceae. The transcript is spliced from 5 exons.
CCAAAAGUGAAGUAAAGCAGCCAUGGUUCAUCUCACUAAGCUUCUUUCUUCUUCUUCCUAUCAGUUUCUUCCUUUUGCAUUGUUGCUGUUAUCUGUUUCCUUAAAAACAAAGGCUGUGUUGAAACUACCACCGAAUGUGUCUGUUCCAGCAGUGUUUGUGUUCGGAGAUUCAGUGGUGGACACAGGCAACAACAACAACAGAACGACAUCGUUUGCUAGGUCGAAUUUCCCUCCGUAUGGGAGAGACUUUGAAGGUGGCGUCCCGACUGGUAGAUUCAGCAAUGGAAAGGUUCCAUCAGACCUUAUAGUUGAAGAAUUGGGAAUCAAGGAGCUUCUGCCAGCAUAUUUAAAGCCAAAUCUCGAGGCUAGUGAUUUGGUGACAGGGGUCUGUUUUGCUUCAGGUGGCUCAGGAUACGACCCUUUGACCUCCAUAUUAGAGGGAUCAAUGUCGUUAAGUGGGCAACUUGAUCUGUUGAAAGAUUACAUAGUGAAAGUAAAAGGUUUGGUCGGAGAUGAGAGAGCAAAGUUUAUCUUAGCCAACAGUCUUUUCAUCGUGGUAGCAGGAAGCAGUGACAUUUCCAACACCUACCGCACUCGAUCUCUCCUCUACGAUCUUCCUUCUUACUCUGAUCUUCUUCUGAACUCAGCUUCCACCUUUUUGACGGAAUUGAAUGAGUUAGGUGCAAGGAGGAUUGCAGUGUUCAGUGCACCUCCAAUUGGGUGUUUGCCAUUUCAGAGAACAGUGGGUGGAGGAAUGGAGAAAAAGUGUGCACCAAGGCCCAACAAUUUGGCCCAAUUGUUUAACACCAAAUUGUCCAACUUUCUGCGUUCUCUCAAUCGUAACUUUCCCAGUAGCAGAAAUGUUUUCGUCAAUGUUUAUGACCCUCUGCUCGACAUCAUCCUCAAUUACCAAAAAUAUGGGUAUAAAGUGGGAGACACUGGAUGCUGUGGAACAGGGAGAAUAGAGGUUGCAAUACUAUGCAAUAGUUUGGAUUCUACGUGUCCGAAUGUUGAAGAUUAUGUGUUUUGGGACAGUUUUCAUCCCACAGAAAGCGCUUACAAAAGGCUCAUAGCUCCUAUUCUUCAAAAAUAUUUGUACCAAUUCAAGUGAGCUUUUAGAAUUUGUUCUCGUUAGUUGUUUUCGUUACCUCGGAUAACUGUUUCUGUUGCUGUUUAUGAAUUUCAUCUGUCAGGAAAUUUCUGUGGAUUUAUAUUAUAUAAUUAUUAGUACUCAUUGAAAAUAAAUAACACCCUCGUUUACUUGA